Molecule: messenger RNA, 884 nt
Organism: Populus trichocarpa (black cottonwood)
Lineage: Eukaryota; Viridiplantae; Streptophyta; Magnoliopsida; Malpighiales; Salicaceae
Exons: 2
Coding region: 309-731 (140 amino acids)
Source: RefSeq, a predicted model, not a curated record
AUCUACUAAUUCAAAAAAAAAAAAAAAAACAAAUCUUCCUUGUCCAAUAAGGAAAUAAAAUCAAACCGCCUCUCCAUGUACAACGACAUCAGUUCCUUGUUAACUCUGGUUGACAAGGAAACUUCUGUGUGUCUGCCUGUUUUACUUCGCUUAGUAGCACUACAAAUCUCUGAUAUUUCUUUCUUUUUGAGCGAUUCUUACGUUUAUAUUAUACACAUUCCCUCUUCCUUCUUCUUCUUCCAAGGUUAAUUCUGGUUUCUUGAUCUUUUCUUGGGUAUUGUUACUUGAUCAUCACUAGUCUUUGUGCAAUGAAAAUGAUUGUAGCUGCUGAUGCCGACGCUGGUUUUCCCAGCUCGAAAGAUUCCGGCCCAGCUCCGGCAAUGACUUUUUGGGCGAGUAAAUGGAAGGGAUGGCUUCCUCAGGUUGAGGGUUUGGCCAAUGCAAGCAUGAAAGUGAAUGAAAACAAGCUAACUGUGGCCUCCAAAAAGACCUGCGUUUGUGCACCAACUAGCCAUGCUGGUUCAUUCAGGUGCCAUCUUCACCGAGCUACUAGAAGCACUGCUGCUCAAAUGUCAGAGGAGUAUAACAAUGACAAGGAAAGUAGUGAAAAUCUUGACUUCAUGAAGAUGAUCCUGUAUCGCAAGUUCUCCAACGAAAAACCUCAGUUAUCAAGGUUUGGCAGGGCUGCUGCUGCUGCGGCUGUUAACAAUGCUUAUAGCAAUUCUAAUUAAGAGCUUGAACUCCACAAGGUGUAGAUGACCCUUUUGUGUCCCCCGAGUUUUCAAUUGGUAAAAUGUAAAUGACUGGAGUCGGAUGCUAUGCACAUAUUCUUUUGCUUUCUCAGUCAUAUAAUACAAAUAUAUAUAUAGUGCUAUUCCUUCUUC